AGCAGCGUUAUCAUGUCCGGACGGGGUAAGGGCGGCAAGGGGCUCGGCAAGGGCGGCGCCAAGCGCCACCGCAAGGUGCUGCGCGACAACAUCCAGGGCAUCACCAAGCCCGCCAUCCGCCGCCUGGCUCGGCGCGGCGGCGUCAAGCGCAUCUCGGGCCUCAUCUACGAGGAGACGCGUGGCGUGCUCAAGGUCUUCUUGGAGAACGUGAUCCGCGACGCCGUCACCUACACGGAGCACGCCAAGAGGAAGACGGUCACGGCCAUGGACGUGGUCUACGCCCUCAAGCGCCAAGGUCGCACCCUCUACGGCUUCGGCGGUUAAAGCUCUGCGCUCCACCCGGAUCACCGCGACAAAGACACAAAGGCUCUUUUAAGAGCCACCCACUUUGUCUUUCAAAAGAGCUGUUUUACAACGAUACCGGAGGUUGGAAGACGACGAUGCUGUUCGGACUUUGUACUAAAACUGUUGUCAAACCACCGAGGUUUUGCGGGUGCUGUCAUCUCUCUUAAUGGGCAGUUGGUUUUUGCUGUGUAAGCUGGGGUUUUUCUGUGUUCGAAAUUGUGUUAUGAUAAUCAUUUCAGAACCUCUGUGAUAUUUUCCCCAUGUUCGCCUACGGUAAAAUGUCUUGAUUUAAUAAUCUUGCAUUUCAAUAACGUACGAAGAAAUUUUAACUGAUUUUUUUCUGUUGGAAAAAUAAUUUGUUCUAAAAUAAAUAUUUUCUUCGUGAUACUUUUAUUUCCCUUCUUACUGACUUUUAAAAAUAAAAGUAUAAAUUUAAUACAGUUUUCUAGUGAUGAUUUGCGUUGGGGCGGGGGUGGGUGGAAGGGAAGGCUUAGGAGGGGAGCGAGCAAUAGAAGCAACUUGUGAACCUAUACGUACAUUUUUAAUCAAAUGUAUCCAGAAAAGCUUUGCAUUAACAUUAUUCUCAGAAAAGGUGCUCCAGUCUUGGGCUCGCUUCAAAAAUAUUUUUGCUGGUAAUUCAUGACCAAAGGGAAAAAAAGCAAAUUUAACUUUAUAUAAAACUUAUGAAAAUCAUUUGGCCCUUGCAAACAAUUAUACCACUAAAUAUAUGUGUGCGCACAUCUGGUUUUCUCACACCUUCCUGAGUAGGGGGAAAUUAAAUAGGAGAUUAAUACCAUAUUCCUUUCCAAUUAAUUUCACAAAAAAACAAAAACAAAAAACCCCCCCACAAAUUAAUGGCCUAAGUAUUAUCGUCAUCACGAUGUUGCCUGAUGAUACGUAAAGCUUCUCAUUAAGAUUUUCCAUUUAAGUAUGAAAAACGUGGAAAUAAUAAAAAGCAAAAAAAAAAAAAAUCAACCACUACAGCUUUUUUAAUACUUGUCAGAGCUACCAAUUUGUAUUACUGGUAUUUGUGAGCUCUUCUGACCAUUUGUCCUUUGUGUCUUUAGGGAUAACGUAAGGAGCCGAAACAACCUUGUCAUUCUUUUGCAAUCAGCCUACAAUUCACAAAAAAAAAGCAAACCAAAGCAGAACAAAGACGCGAAGAAAGAAGAGCAAAGUGCAAGUGAGGCUGUACGCUGUCCACGAUCUGUCAGGAGAUGGGCAGAGAUGAGGAGCCGGAGAAGCAGAGGGGAUGCGAGCCCCGAGCGCGCAGCGCUGGGAGCGGGUCCGGGGCUGCGGGGCCGAGAGGCUGCGGGCGGAGCUUCAGCCGGGAUCGCACGGCAGCCAAUGAGAUCGCGCCUCUUGCUGUCCAAUCAGAGACGCGACAGCUCAAUAAAUAGCGGUGUUUUCGGCCGCGCGGUGCUCAUUUUUUUCUUCUUUGUUUGGGGCUGUUGGUGCUGCUUUGGA
This is a messenger RNA of Cinclus cinclus, 1812 nucleotides long. Its product is annotated as histone H4. The transcript has a single exon. Gene Ontology annotation, molecular function: structural constituent of chromatin; DNA binding; protein heterodimerization activity. The record is from RefSeq and is a predicted model, not a curated record. Gene Ontology annotation, biological process: nucleosome assembly. Gene Ontology annotation, cellular component: nucleosome. NCBI's taxonomy places the organism in Eukaryota, Metazoa, Chordata, Aves, Passeriformes, Cinclidae. Bases 13 to 324 code for a protein of 103 amino acids.